Molecule: messenger RNA, 2274 nt
Organism: Lindgomyces ingoldianus
Lineage: Eukaryota; Fungi; Ascomycota; Dothideomycetes; Pleosporales; Lindgomycetaceae
Exons: 21
Coding region: 1-2274 (757 amino acids)
Source: RefSeq, a predicted model, not a curated record
AUGGAAAUCUCGAAGCUAAAAUUGAAACAUUUGGAAUUGGCAAAGGUGCCGCGGCAAUCUGAUACCCUAAAGAUACAAAAACUGGAUAACCUGGAUCCAUUGAACUGGAUGCACACAAUACGCGAAGAGUGGGGAGUCGACGGAUCCAAAGUCGCCGUUGACCAUACCCUCUUUAGUUCGUGGCUCUGGGGCAAGGCUAUCUAUCCACAGAAGCCAUUCUGCAUCGGCAACGUAGUGUCGAUUAGGGAUUGGAGGACGACGAAACAAAAGAAAUUAAAGUUCCUGAAGCAGCACCAGCGCACUUUUCCUAGCAGUGAGGGGGAGGUACAGGACAAGUUAGAGGCUUUUGAGAUAUGGCUGCAUGAUUAUAUUGAUAAGAAGAAUAGUGGAUUUAAGACGACUGAUGAUCUGCCACACCACGAAUCCCUUUACGUGCGAGAAACGCAGUUCAAGUCUUCGCGUGACAGCACCGUGGAAGCAGUGUUAUCUAAGCUGAGUUCAUGCAUCGUCGUUAACUUCGUGUCUGACAUUGAUUAUUUGAUGAGGCGAAUGUCAGGCUCGCACAGUCUAAUUCGGGCUCUUUCGUUCACCAUACCGUCUCUGCGUGACUUUGGUUCGUUCGGUCAAUCCGUGAAGGCCGCCCAAUCUGCUUCUCCAUCCUCUUUCACGUAUCCAUUUAUUAGUUCUGAAGCGCCGUUAGAUGCCCAUUCUGUCUUAUCUGCGGCCCUAACAUUGUUAAGGGUGCUCCUAGCAAAAGCCCUCCACUCGUUGGCAACUCCAAGACCAAACUUGGCUUUAAUCUUCAUGCAAGCCUCAAACCUGGGGCUCGCGGUGACGAUGACUGAAUCGACGCUUUCCAGCCCCUCUGUCCCCUCUAUCUGUGACUCCGGAACGCAACCUGCCGUCCUCCAGACAGUCUUAUGGACCGAUGCUCACCUAUUGGCGUUAGUGGCAGACAGGGCGAGUACGCGCCGGUACUGUCUGCAUGGCUCCGCGAUGAGUCGGAGCCUGCUGAGUCUGCCUCGUGUGACUCCAGUGAAAUCGUCCUUGAACCUAGGGCAUUCUACGCCAAUCUUCUUCCGUGGGCUUGCAAUUUUGUAUAUUGAAAGAAGAUCAAGCUACGUUAUCGAAGCGUGCGAGGCGUUCAAUGUGCCUAUACGAGCAGGUAUGCAGCUUCUCCUGAUGGCUGCGGUUUGUUCAUGUGCGAGGCAAGACACCUUGAGCGGCCAAAAUCCAGAAAACAGCAAAGGGGAAGUUGGAGCCAUCUGGGCACUUAGGCUGCCAUCUCCUGUUCCGCACCCUGAAUAUGAAAUUUUGGUGGAGCUCGUUCAUCACACCGAGUCGAACCCAGGAUUGGGACCAGCGGUUGAAGCUGGAACAGCGGAAGCCGGAUAUAGAUGCAAAUAUGAGCUAGAGCGCUCGGCAAUGCCGGUAUCCUUUGAGGCGCAGCAACGAAAGGGCACCAUCAGUCUUACUUCCAUAACAUGGCGCGUAGCUUCGUGGCUAUUCAGUGCAGCAGCUGAGCUCGGUGUCCUAGUUCUCUUGUUCAGCUCAUUGCAAUUUUGUUGGCGGUGUUACGUGGCCUUCUGGAGCGGAGGCACAGAGAUCAAGCUUCUGCGAAUUCUAAGAGCGCUGUUCCUGAAGUCGUCGAAAGGCCACGCGAACGAUAGGGUCAAAAUACUGGACAGGUGCAAUGAAGCAGGGAGGCCGCUUCAUAGAGGGAAAAUAUUGACGAUAGUUGUAGUUGCCAUCAGUGAAAUACAGACCCGGAGCAUCAGAAAGGUUUUUAGUCGCGGAUCUAAGAAUCUCCGGUGCCAAGAUUUCGCUGGCUUGGAGGCGUCCAUUUUCGGACGCAAAACUCUCCAGAUAUGUCGCGUUAUGUCAUCUUCUUAUUUGAAAGAAUAUGGUUUGCAGCGUUCCAAUAUUAAGGAUAGCCUAGAUGAUGAAACAACCAUUGUCUUUUCAAAAGCAAAUUUCGUCCCGCCGAUAGCAUCGGGUAAAUCAACUAGCCUUCAUUUACCACUACGCAACGGUCACCCGCAGAUAGCAAAAUUAAAGAGCUCACAAAUUUUCCUUAGUAGUACCACACCAAAGAGGUUUGCCAGGUCACCUCACCUCACCCAAACCCCGAAAUCGCUCAAACCCAACCCAGUCAUUAAGAACUCACUGAAUCCUACAGUGAUAUGCCGUACAUACGCCAAUUUGCUCCUGAAAGUGCUCAAAUGCUUCAAUGGUCGGGUCCCUAGUCCACUACUCGCAUGGUGCGAGGGAUAA